Molecule: messenger RNA, 1158 nt
Organism: Fonsecaea nubica
Lineage: Eukaryota; Fungi; Ascomycota; Eurotiomycetes; Chaetothyriales; Herpotrichiellaceae
Exons: 1
Coding region: 1-1158 (385 amino acids)
Biological process (GO): proteasome-mediated ubiquitin-dependent protein catabolic process
Molecular function (GO): proteasome binding; endopeptidase inhibitor activity
Source: RefSeq, a predicted model, not a curated record
AUGGCCCCCGCUUCGGUGAGCGCUUUGAGCGCAGACUCAAUCCUCGACUACAUGGUCAAGAGCCUACCGACCCCGCCUUCCGCCUCGGAACAACCUAGACUCAUCAAAGAUCCAUAUGCUGCCAUUGCCCUGUUCUCACAUGCCUGCAUGCUUGCAGUUGGCUUCCGUCUCGUCGGCUUGGGAGAAGACCACAAGAUAGGUAAGGGUCUAUCGUUUCGCAGUGAACCAGACAUCUCACCACUUGCAGAAGCACAAUCAGAACCCCAGGAUGUUCAACCGUUGCCUUCCCAGUGGGAUGAAUCGUCCUCCUACGCCUUCCGCUAUGCUCAUUCACAGUCUGCCAUGGAGUACCUUAUCAAGGUGAAUCGACUAGGAAGCAAGGCUAUCAUAUUUGGUGUUGGCAUGGGCGACGACAAGACUGCCUCCUUUGAGGUCAAGGCCAAUGACUACAUUUCCGAUGGAUCAUUACAAGAGGCAACCCCGGGUGCCAAUACAGUCUCUGCACUUCGAAAUGUCUUUAUAUCAAAUGGCCGGAUCACAGAUCUUGCGUCACUGUUCAAACUUAAUAUCAUCCAGAAAUUGGCUCCGGGAAUCCAGAAGGCCGGGUACGAGGAAGCAACUUCCACCCUCGAACAGCCACGACGACAUGAAGAAACUCGCCCUCCUGAGCGUGACCCGUUACGAGAUGAUCAUCCUCCACCCGCACGACCAUACCCUUUCGACGAUCCUUUAGCGAUACCCCCUCGAAGACCUCAUCCUCCUGGAGACUUUCCGCCACCGGGUUUUGAAGAUGAAUAUGAGAUCAAUCGACCUCCACGCGGCAUGCUACCAGGUCAUCAGCCAUUUGGAAACAUUGGGGAAAGAGACCUCUAUCCUCCAGGCUUAGGCCCACAUGAUCCUCUCCGGAUAGGCCCUGGAGGCGGCUUUCGUGGCGGGGGAGGCAUGCAUCCCACUUUUGACGAUCCCUUGUUUGGUGGCCAAGGAGGUCGACAUCCUUUUGAUCCUCAGGUCCCUCCAGGGGCACGGUAUGAUCCAGUCGGCCCAGGGGAUGGUCCUCCAAAUCUUCGAGGAGGCGCACGAUUCCCAGGAGGCGGUGGAGGUGGAGGAGGAUGGGGUAGUAAUCCGUUCGGAGGGUUUGGAGGUGGUGACAUUAUAUAG